Molecule: messenger RNA, 663 nt
Organism: Caenorhabditis bovis
Lineage: Eukaryota; Metazoa; Nematoda; Chromadorea; Rhabditida; Rhabditidae
Source: the annotation of a GenBank genome assembly
AUGUUGCCAAAUGUUGCCAAAAAAGAAGUGCCAAAACCAAGAGAUAUAUUGAUUAUUGAUUCGGACUUGAAAAAGGAUUUCCAGAAACUUCAUGAAAAAGGAAAAUCUUUAUUGUCAAUCGGGACAAGCGUUAUUACCUUUUCGGGAUUGGUUGAGGAAAAAGGACAAUGUUGUGUUCAUGCGGAACUCGCGAACAAAUCCGAUAAAAUUUUGACAUUCAAUGUCAGACGACCAACUCCCAGAUGUUUCUUUGUCAAACCAACGGUGGGCCGAGUGAAUCCAGGUGAAAAAUGCAAAAUAUUUUUUACAUUUAAAGGGAGAAUUCAACGAAUUCCUAAUGAUUAUUGCUGGUUCUAUUCGAUUUAUCAUAUUGAAAUACCACGGCAAAGAUUGGAAUGGGUGAAUGAGGAAGAAUUUUCGACAACUCGUCUAAGAUCAAUUUGGAAAGAAUAUGGCGACAAGCCAGUGAAAAAUAUUCUAUAUUUGGCAUGCGUUUUUGAUUCGACUUUUUCGGAACAUCGAGAUUGUAAACGACAUUUUGUUAAUGAGGUCAUUAUACUCAAUGACGAUGGUGAAGUUUUGGAAGAAGAGGUUCCGGAUGUUCCAGAUGGUGAUAAAGAAGAUGACGAUGAGUUGCCCGGAACCGCUGCAGAAGACCAUUGA